Molecule: messenger RNA, 2103 nt
Organism: Penicillium macrosclerotiorum
Lineage: Eukaryota; Fungi; Ascomycota; Eurotiomycetes; Eurotiales; Aspergillaceae
Product: fungal specific transcription factor domain-containing protein
Exons: 5
Coding region: 1-2103 (700 amino acids)
Biological process (GO): DNA-templated transcription
Molecular function (GO): DNA binding; zinc ion binding
Source: RefSeq, a predicted model, not a curated record
AUGUUGCGGAAGCGUAUGGAGCUUUUGGAACGUGUUCUUGAAUCCCAUGGAAUCGAUGUUGAGGCCUCCAUUGCUCAACUGCUCACCGAAAGCGACUCACCUAAUCAGCCAGGCGAUGGGAAUUGCCCGUGUUCUUCUUCUAACAUGGAAGAUCUGUGCGGAACAUUCGACGGUGCGCUCACUCUGGAUGAGUCGUUGAAUUUUGAUCAAGAUGGUGAGGUGCGGUAUUUUGGACCGACUAGCGGGCGUUUAUUAUUUCGAUCUCCCAUGAAUGAUUCCCCAUCGGAAGAGGCCAUUCAAAUCGAUGCCUUAUGUACGAGCUAUUAUAGUGACUCAUUCAAGCCCUUCUCUGCUACAUUUGAAGACGCCGGUGCUUUGAAUGGCAGUCAAGAUCUUACAGAGCACCAUUCGAUCUCAAAUGACCUCCAAGCCCAUCUUAUUGACCUUUACUUUGAAUGGGAACAGCCAUGGCUCCAGGUGGUGAAUGAGAAGCUAUUCAGGGAAAGUUUGAUUUGUGGUGGACGAUAUAGUAGUCCACUUUUACUGAAUUGCAUUCUCGCUUUGGGAUCACGCUAUUGCGACCGCAUUGAAGUGCGGACGGAUCCAGCGGAUUCAAAUACAGCAGGCAGGGGUUUCCUUGACGUAGCUGAGAGAUUGAUACAAAACGAUCUUCGGUGGCCCAAAAUAACAACAAUCCAGGCUUUGACCAUAAUGGGCAUGGUUUAUAUUGCCAUGGGAUCCGACGCAGCUGGAUGGCUUCACCACGGUAUGGCAAAUCGCCUUGCCCUUGACAUGGGCUUCAAUAUGGAUCCUGCGGUCCUUGCCGGAGCAGUUGCCCUUCCCGCGAUUGAAAUUGAGCUCCGCAGGCAAAUCUACUGGGCCUUGUAUUGUCACGACAAACUAUCAGCCAGUUAUACUGGUCGUGUUUGCACAUUAUUGGAUUCACAAGGCGCUGUCAACAAACCAGAUUUACAAUGUGCUUCAAACGUUCACUUGCCAUCCGCAAAUGGGCAACUACGUGCAGCCUCUCAAGGAGAUGUAGUACAAUUACACCGAGCAAUGAUUGAUUUGUGUCGUAUCCUGGAAAAAAUACUUCACUCUCUCUGGUCACCGAAACCUCUUCUCCAUAUGCAAAAGCGUUCCAUCUUCUUUGACUUAUGUAUUCUUGAGCUCAAAACUUGGUAUUAUGAUCUGCCAUCUGAGUUAAAGAUUGAACGAGCUUCCGGUCCUUCCAAGUUUGCCCACGCUUAUACUCUAUAUAUGGUUUAUCACACUGCCUAUAUCCUGCUCUGUGGACCUUUUCUUAUGAACAACACACCAAACAACGUCUGCUCUACUGCCACCACAGAUCAAACGCAAGAAUCUGAUGAAAAAUCAACUGAGCAUGACCGAACUCAACCUGCCCUAGCCAACUGCAGUGCCUCAGUACGGGCUAUGAUCAUUGUUGCCCAGAAAUACAGACAAACUUUUGGCAGCUUCAAGCUAAGCCCCAUUACCGCUACACAUUGUGUCUUGUCAGCUGCCUUGAUUAUCAUUGAGAGAUGCUGCUCUCUUGAAAACUACUCGAAGUCAAUUCCAGAGGAAGAGAGUACUCGAACUUUGUCUCCACAUGCAGCCGCUGGUCUAUGCUUUCAAGUGCUCCGCGAACUUUCCACAUCUUGGAACAUCGCAAAACGGAUUGGACGGAAUCUCGAGAAAGUUUACUGUGAAAGAUACGGCGAUCACUUACCGUCACCCCCCGAAAAUUAUGAUCCUCCUCCAUGUUCAAAACCAUGCCCGCCAUUGGAUCCGUUCCCAUCCUCAAAUAUGACUGGCCCUCCGUUAGAGCCUUUCAAUGAAUUCUUCGAUCCGAAGAAUAUGGUAUUCGAAGCUCAACUCUCCCGAAAUUUGGAAAAUUCUAUUGUUGGUCAUGCCGGAGCCAACAUCAAUCUACCUGACAUUCAAACGUUCGAUGGUGUUGACCCGAACGCUCUACAUAACUUCCCAUACGCUGGUGACUUAUUUGGCAACAAUCAUGGUUAUGCCUUCUCACCUGAUUGUCUACCGAGUGAUUACAACAUAUUUGAUACCUUGAAUCAAAUAAAUCUAGAGGAGUUUUUGUGA